This is a messenger RNA of Alternaria infectoria, 189 nucleotides long. RefSeq lists its product as uncharacterized. The transcript has 2 exons. Bases 1 to 189 code for a protein of 62 amino acids. The record is from RefSeq and is a predicted model, not a curated record. Lineage: Eukaryota; Fungi; Ascomycota; Dothideomycetes; Pleosporales; Pleosporaceae.
AUGCCCAAGCUCUGGACGGAAGAAAUCACCUUUGACGAGUUUGGCGCGCGCACGCAACGGAUAUUCCAAGUGUUCGAUGAGGGCAUUCGGAGGAGGUUGAACAAUACUGUGGCGAUGAAGAUGAUAGUGCCACGGCUAGAGGAAGAGCGGAAGAGAGGUCAGUCGACUAAGGGUGCGGAAGACGUCUAG